ACAGCACUCAGAGCGCCAUGUCCUCUCGAUCCAUAACCAUAGUGUCCUCUGGACGGAGCACAGAGCUCAGCUUCAGUGGGGUGAGGAUGCACUCUACUCAGCUCCCCUCACAGCCCAAACUCCCACUGGAGGAGGACAGGGAGUCUGGCAUUGGCUCAACCCUUGACCUCACCGGCAGCUUUGAGGGCUGCAGCCAACAUACCAAUCACCACUCCAGCAAACCUUCACUAAUGGAGACAGGCACAUUCCCCAGGGAGAAAGACAGAUGUACUCAGCCCUCAGGAGAAAGUCCAAACAACAUCAAGAAGGCCCUUAUCAGUCUAUCCAAGAUCCCUCUCCUUUUCAUCCUCCUCUUCCUCUUUGUUUGCUCCUUGGACACUCUGAGCUCUGCCUUCCAGUUAGCAGGGGGUAAAGUGGCAGGGGACAUUUUCCAGGACAAUGCAGUGCUGUCUAACCCCGUGGCAGGGCUGGUGGUGGGCAUCUUAGUUACUGUGCUGGUUCAGAGCUCGUCAACCUCCACCUCCAUUGUGGUCAGUCUGGUGGCCUCAGGACUGUUAGAAGUGAGGUUGGCUGUUCCAGUCAUCAUGGGGUCCAAUAUUGGGACUUCAGUCACAAACACCAUAGUGGCCAUGAUGCAAGCAGCAGAGCGAACUGAGUUUCAACGUGCUUUUGCUGGAGCAACAAUCCAUGACUGCUUCAACUGGCUGUCAGUCCUGGUUCUGUUACCCCUGGAGGUGGCGAGCGGGUUCAUGACUCGGCUGUCUCACCUGCUGGUCACCAGCUUGAGGCUCCAGCCGGGGGAGGAAGCACCUGAGCUACUCAAGGUUAUCACAGAGCCAGUCACAAAGCUUGUAAUACAGCUGGAUAAGUGUGUGAUCACAGGGAUCGCCAUGGGAAAGGAGGGCAUGAGGAACAGGAGCUUGGUGAAAGAAUGGUGCCAGACUGACCUUAUUAUGUCUGAUCACAACUUGACCACUGAAAACUGUGACCUCAGCCACAACUUGUCAUCACAUGUGAAGUGUAGACAUUUGUUUGCAUCUACUGAGAUGUCAGACCUCACAGUGGGCCUUAUCCUACUAGCAGCCUCCCUGGCUGUUCUUUGCACAUGUUUGCUGCUUCUCGUCAAGCUGCUCAAUUCUCUUCUUAAAGGCCAGUUAGCAAAGGUCAUCCACAAAGUCAUUAACACAGACCUUCCCUAUCCAUUUGGGUGGCUGGCAGGAUACAUCGCCAUGUUUGUGGGUGCAGGUGUGACAUUUGUAGUGCAGAGUAGCUCUGUCUUUACAUCAGCCAUGACUCCACUGGUAGGUAUUGGUGUCAUCAGUUUGGAGCGGGCCUAUCCUCUAACCCUUGGGUCCAACAUUGGCACAACCGCCACAGCCCUGCUGGCAGCUUUGGCCAGUCCUGGGGACAAACUUGCAGCUGCUAUACAGAUUGCUCUGUGUCACCUCUUCUUCAAUGUUUCUGGCAUUCUGCUGUGGUAUCCGCUGCCAUUUAUGCGUCUACCGAUACGGAUGGCUCGUGUUCUCGGUGAGCGCACCGCCAAGUACCGCUGGUUUGCAAUCUUGUACCUCCUCCUCUGCUUCCUGCUCCUUCCAUCACUGGUGCUGGGUCUAUCACUGGCUGGUUGGCAUGUUAUGGCUGGAGUUGGGGCUCCUUUCUUGAGUGUUACCAUUUUCAUUACCAUGGUAAAUGUAAUGCAGGCCCACAGCCCCCAUCACCUGCCUACCAAGCUCCAGACCUGGGACUUCCUGCCCAAGUGGAUGCACUCUCUCAAACCACUGGACCACCUGAUCGCCAAAGCAACAAUCUGCUGCAGCUUCUCCUGUGAACGGAGACAAGGAGAAGAAGAAGACGAAGAAGAAGAAGAAGAAGAAGAAGAAGAAGAAGAGGUGCACAUAUCGCCAAGCACAACUUCUUGCAACACACACACAGAGUUUGCAUACGACAACCCAGUCAUAGACUGCCUGGAUGAGAGAAGACCAGGUGUACCAGUUCUUAAAUUAAAAGGUUUAGAGAGGUGCAACAGCACUCCUCUAUAAUUCAUCCAAUAAUGAGGCUGUUUAUUCAAUUUGGUUAAUGACAAUGGCUUUUAGAAAAAUAAUAAUUUUUUUUUUUUUUAAAUAAACAGAUUCAGACUGACUGAUCAUUUGCAAUGGAAAGCCAAGGGAAAUAUUACAAGUUCUGGAUGAGAUCUGAGUUCAGA
Archocentrus centrarchus (flier cichlid) is the source of this 2203-nucleotide messenger RNA. RefSeq names its product solute carrier family 34 member 1b (gene slc34a1b). Gene Ontology annotation, molecular function: sodium:phosphate symporter activity. Bases 18 to 2039 code for a protein of 673 amino acids. Gene Ontology annotation, cellular component: vesicle; brush border; apical plasma membrane. Lineage: Eukaryota; Metazoa; Chordata; Actinopteri; Cichliformes; Cichlidae. The transcript has 12 exons. The record is from RefSeq and is a predicted model, not a curated record. Gene Ontology annotation, biological process: sodium-dependent phosphate transport; intracellular phosphate ion homeostasis.